AUGAGCACAUUAUUCCCCGCCAUGGAAAGAGCCAACCCUGCUUGCUGGAGCCAGCCUAGUGGAAUGGCAUAUAACAGGAAUUGGCAUCACGGGCUGCUGAGGCAUGAGGACGAUGACUAUGACUGGACUGACUGUGAAGCCAGUCACUUGAGCGAAGUCCUUGUCACGCUGCUCAUCUGCCUCUGCGGGCUGGUGGGGAAUGGGGCUGUCCUCUGCUUCCUCAGCUCCCGUGUCUGCAGGAAUCCCAUCAUCAUCUAUGUCCUAAGCCUGGCCACCGCCAACUUCACCCUCCUCCUCUCCAUCGCCAUUGCCCUUGUGAUAUUUUAUGACCCAGAGAACCUUUGUCUCGGGCUGAGCUCACGGGACGUGACAACUGCGUUGAACAUCACCAUCCUUUUCGCUUUCACCGCCAGCAUCUACCUCCUGACAGCCUUCAGCGUCAUGAUGUCUCUAUCUGUCCUCCCCCCAGCCCGCUGCCCCUGCCACUGCUCCCAGCGCUUGCCAGUGCUCAUGUGUGCCCUGCUCUGGGUCAUCUCCUUCCUGCUCACCACAACCCUCUACUUCUGCCCUGCGGCGCUCAUUGUCUUUGUCUUGAGCUACCUCUUAUCAGUGCUUACCCUGAUUUUUUCUGGUCUAACCCUGCUUGUCAGGGUCUUGUGCUGUGCAUGGCAGCACCCUCCAAGGAAGCUCUGUGUUGUAGUCCUGCUAGCUGUCUUCUUCUUCCUUUUCUUCACUGCUGGUUUUGGUUACUGGCUAUUGCUAAGACUGUUUGAUUUUUCUGUUUUUGUCUUUGACAUCUCUCUCCUGUUGGCCUGUUUGAACAGCAGCAUCAACCCUGUUAUUUACUUCUUGGCUGGGAGCUGUACAAAGAAGUUCACUCUCUCUGUGAGAGUUGCUUUCCAGAGGGCUUUUGAAGACGUAACAGAGCCCCAAAAUAGAGAUGAAACUCCCGGAGAAAACACAGUGGAAACAACUGUUUAA
Molecule: messenger RNA, 981 nt
Organism: Tauraco erythrolophus (red-crested turaco)
Lineage: Eukaryota; Metazoa; Chordata; Aves; Musophagiformes; Musophagidae
Product: proto-oncogene Mas-like
Biological process (GO): G protein-coupled receptor signaling pathway
Cellular component (GO): plasma membrane
Molecular function (GO): G protein-coupled receptor activity
Source: RefSeq, a predicted model, not a curated record